AUGGCUAUGGCUGAGGUGGCGAUUCAGUCGAUCGGAUUAGGAUACGAUGUUGCGGAAGAUUUAAGGAUCAAGUACUGCAAGAGGCGUUCAGAGUCGCGGUUGAUUUCGAUCGACGAAGAUCAGGUUCGGGAUAUUGUGAUUCCUGGUGGAAUUUUAAUCCAAAAUGUUUCGAAAUCGAUCAAGUGCGAUAAAGGCGAACGGAUGAGAUUCAGCUCCGAUGUAUUGUCUUUCCAGCAGGUAGAAUCAUAA
Messenger RNA from Ilex paraguariensis (yerba mate), 249 nucleotides. NCBI's taxonomy places the organism in Eukaryota, Viridiplantae, Streptophyta, Magnoliopsida, Aquifoliales, Aquifoliaceae. The record is from the annotation of a GenBank genome assembly.